This is a messenger RNA of Sinocyclocheilus rhinocerous, 2802 nucleotides long. RefSeq names its product cyclin-Y-like. Gene Ontology annotation, biological process: regulation of cyclin-dependent protein serine/threonine kinase activity. Gene Ontology annotation, molecular function: protein kinase binding. The record is from RefSeq and is a predicted model, not a curated record. NCBI's taxonomy places the organism in Eukaryota, Metazoa, Chordata, Actinopteri, Cypriniformes, Cyprinidae. The coding region runs from base 306 to 1328 and encodes 340 amino acids. The transcript is spliced from 9 exons.
UCCGUCUUCUCUGUCUGUGUGUGUGUGUGUGUGAUUGUGAGCUCGGUGAUACACUGACAGCUGAACGAUACGAUGUAACAUUGACCUCCCCGAGAGCAGUCCGCGUGGAUUAUGUGUUGAUUUGAUGAGGACGCUCGCGAUCGUAACGCGCUGAUGUCUCUACACGAGCGUUUCGCACGGGACUGAUCUUCUCGCGGAUCGCAGAGCCCGUGUUUCAUCCCGUCGUCCGCGGCUGUUACGCCCAUCAUCUGCGGCGGGGCUCCGUCGAUCAGUGGCCGUUUGUUUAUCCGCACACAGCGGGACUCAUGGGGAACAGCACAUCAUGCUGCGUGUCGUCCAGCCCGAAGCUCCGGCGGAACGCGCACUCGAGGCUGGAGCCGUACCGGCCCGAACCGGAGCUGAGCCGAGAGGACACGGGCUGCAACCUGCAGCACAUCAGCGACAGAGAGAACAUAGACGAGCUCAACAUGGAGUACAAUCCUGCGGACCACCCGCGCGCCAGCACCAUCUUUCUCAGCAAGUCUCAAACAGACGUUUGUACUCUGCAUGUCCUUGUGUUUCAGCAACAUCCGUCUGGUCCAAUGAGACGCAAGUACAGCUCCUGUUCGACAAUCUUCCUGGACGACAGCACCGUCAGCCAACCCAACCUCAAAUACACCAUUAAAUGUGUUGCCCUCGCAAUAUACUACCACAUAAAGAACAGAAAUGUGGACGGGCGGAUGCUGUUAGACAUUUUUGAUGAAAAACUUCAUCCACUUUCAAAAUUGGAGAUGCCGUCAGACUAUGACAAGCACGACCCAGAACAGAAACAGAUCUACAAAUUUGUCCGUACACUCUUCAGUGCCGCCCAGCUCACGGCUGAGUGUGCCAUAGUUACUCUGGUGUAUCUGGAGAGAUUAUUAACAUAUGCAGAGAUUGACAUCUGUCCUGCUAACUGGAAGAGGAUUGUUUUGGGUGCCAUCCUGUUGGCGUCAAAAGUGUGGGAUGAUCAGGCCGUAUGGAAUGUUGACUACUGCCAGAUCCUCAAAGACAUCACCGUGGAAGACAUGAAUGAGUUGGAGCGACAGUUUCUGGAGCUGCUGCAGUUCAAUAUUAACGUUCCAUCAAGCGUGUAUGCCAAGUACUAUUUUGACUUGCGUUCACUUUCUGAGGCGAACAACCUCAGCUUUCCCCUGGAGCCUCUCAGCAGAGACAAGGCCCAGAAGCUUGAGGCGAUCUCCGGGCUUUGUGACGACAAAUAUAAAGACUUGAGAAAAGCAGCCAAGAAGCGCUCAGUGAGCGUAGAUAACCUGAAAGUGGUCAGAUGGUCGCCGGCCAUCAUAUCCUAAUAAUGGUGGACAUUGGGGACUUUCACGAGAGACUGAGAGAAAGAGACUGUCAGAAGAAGCGUUCUCUAAGAGGACAUAUGUGCUUAGUACCUCCACAAGACUCUUGAGCCAGAGUGUGUCAGAAGAGAGUUCUUGCUGGUCGUACGGCUGCUGUAUAUACAAGACACCCACACAAAGAUCACUUUCCAACCUGUGGCUUAGAGGAAAGAGAGAAGGACACUGCUACUGCAGUUCAGAAAAAUUGGAGGACACGAAUGAAAGGAUAUAAACGAGGGAGAAAGACACCCAAUGACUGGAACAGCAUUCCAACAGCUCUGUGUCUUACAUGUUUGCCAUUCUAGGUGAGGAAGUAUUCGUACUGUGUUUAUUGAUCUUGUAUGAUUAGAAAAAAUUCCACCUGGACGCUCAAGGAUGUGUUGUAUCAAGAUCAAGAGCCAAAAUCAACUAUAUUCCCUAGAUAUUCCUCCAUUCCUUAAAGUAUUUCUCUCCAAAUGGCUGUGAGCUGAUUAAACUAUAAAAUUACCACUGUUCUUACAAACUGUUAUUUAAUAGUUUAGCUCAUUAAGAUUUAUUUUCAAUUAAAAGACAUUCUUAAUGACGGUUUAUUGAUCUAAAAUUAAGUCUAACAAUGCAAAUGAAUGGGAAAAUAUACAAUUUGGACCUCUCUGUUUAGUCGGAUUAUGUUAUCGUGUAGUUUUUUUUGUUUUGUUUUUUUCCCCAAAAAUUUUUAAUACUCUAUAAAGGCAGUUUGCACCAUUUAGUCUUAUUACCUAAGAGUAAUGGAAGUUGACUUUGUAUUUCCAAAAGGAAUGUGGUGUGGAGGGUUUCCAUAUGAAGUCCCUGGGACUUUCCCUUUGAAACACAAGAUUCGAUAAGCCUUGAAAGAGUUAGUUUCAACUGAAAAUGUACAAUGCCGAAAUGGACUGAAAUUGGAAGUUUUAAUACUGAAAUCAGAGGUUUUUCUUCUGCAGAGCCAACAAUGACAUUCCAUCAUCAAUGACCAUGAAUGUGUAUAACCUCCAUAUUCUUGUCGCCUUUUUUUUUUUUUUAUAACCUCAACAAAUGCCAGAUAUACACAUGCUGUGUCACUCAUUUCCAAUUCUCAAAGCAAUACACUGUGCUCUAUUCCAUACAAUACCUGCUGGAAAAAUUGAAGCGAAUAUUUGAAAGGCUCCUAGCGAACAUUCAGAUGACAUUGAGUCCGAAUUUUUUUGUUGCAAUUGGUGUCUUGAAGUCAAAACCCAAAGGUGAGGCUCUUAGUGCCACUGUGAUACAGUGUUUUGCAUUGUUUUAUUUCUCAAUUACAAUGCAUCAAACCAGAGACUGAGUUGCCAUGGUGAGGAAGAGGAAUUCCUGCUGUAUCCACUGCCAUCACCUGCGGUGCCUGCAUUUAGUGGGAAAAUGGCCUUAGAUGUAGAACAGUGAUGGGCAAACUUGGCCCUUCCAGGCCACUUUCCUGCAGAGAUUUGAUCCA